CUCUUUCUCCUCUGUAUUUGGGAAUACGGCCUGAGCCGUCAAAAUAUUCUUCAGUGAACUGUGAUAAUAGUCGUUCUUCAGCCACUGAAAUACCUUAGCGAGCCGUGCAUGUAUUGUGUUGUUCGCCCGUUAUUUUUCUCACUGGCUACUGCUGUUAGCGUGUCUAUACUCUGCCUCUCUGAUACUCUGUGCAAUAUACUGAUUUUUUUUUUUGUAUUGAUCGUGAGUAAUAUUCUCGGCCGUUUUAGACCUGAUUUAUGCCUCUGGUUAGUGCUAGUGACAUCGGUUCUAUGUUUCUGACGAAUAUACCCACUCACAUGAUGCGGACCAACUUUCUGACCUCUGACGUAUACCCUCGUUGAGUGACAAAUUACUCGUCUACCAUUGGUCCUUCGACUACUGAGAACCAAAAGGAAGUCCACAUAUUUCUACACAUUUGGCCAUUCAGUGUACAUUCUGAGCAAAAAGUGUGUUUCGCUUUCUCCCUAAGCCCCAAAAGUUCUGUUCGACUUUUUUCCCUACUAGCAUGCACCGGGGACUGCCUGGUACGAGGAGAGCAUAUAAAUCUCGACGGACUACUGGCGGCAACCUGUUGAUCGGAUUGCUACAUCUGUAUAUAUCAUUCACAUGCUCUGAACCAUUACACAGGCCUCAAUCCACGUGAUACCACAAAUACAACACGUCAUACAGCUAUCUCGCAAACUUGGUAUUUAAACGACCGGCUGCACACAAACCUAUUCACAUCAAGGCUCUUCGCUUGAGUCGUGUCGACUCGGUGUUAUUCAGCACAACGUUUUAUUUUUUAUUUUCUCCCCUUUUCGCUGGAUUCGCUUCAGGUUUUUAUUUGAGCAAGACUACCAUGGCUUCUAUCUAGACCAAGGACAUUUACCUCACACUAUAGUACACCACAGCAAUUACUCUUGGCUAGAUCAUCUUGCUCUGUUUGCAUUUGAAUUGUGGAUAUUGAAUCCUCCAACAACCAGGGCAGCAGCAAACCAAACACCAAACAUUGAAUAAGUCGGGGUUUAUUCAGAGUUUUCUCAACAAGUGUUUAUACAGUGGAGGGAAGAAGAGUAAAUCUGUAUUCAUCCCCGGAGUUCUGCUCUGUUGACAAUGCUCGACUACUACCGCACUCAGUCCAGUGUUGAACGUGAAAGCUGGACGUUGCAGAGGCUCAAUUCCGCUGGAGGUGAAGACGAGAUGGAUUCAAACAGUACCAGCUCAAUGUCCGACAUCGACAUGAGUGAACAUUCCAGCCCCCUCAGCUCCAACAGCGAUGAUGAUUUGUUUCUCGAUUACCUCUUCUCUCGCGGCAUCGUAGACUCGAUCGGCGACCAGUCGGAGGAGGUUUCGCCAAGUGGUGUCGAUGUGUCUUCGCCAGUGUUUCCGCCUGCUGCGUCACCCAUGCGAGCCGUUACCCUGCGCCCUGCACCGAAUCAGACUCUGGGCAACUUGAACCAAUUUAACGAUGCAAUGAAAAGUAAUGACGCAUUCCUAAUACCGAACCCUGCGGAUCCUUCCGGGAUAGGAAGUCCGUUGCUAGGACAAAGUGAUACCAGUUUAGAUGAGCUGCUAAAGUCGACUAGCAUGGAUGAAUUUGCCGGCUUAUGCAGCAGUAUUCUUAGUGACCUGGACAACGGAUACUUGUUAAAUACCGAAUCAGAAAUCAAUUUGAAUGGAUGUGCGAAUGUUUUGUCAUUGUUGCCCCAGGACCCACUUGCCUCCGAUCACCAGAACAGUUUCCAUAAUAUGGGAUCCUUCAACGGACGCACCACCAGCACCAUUCCUGCCCAACAUCCCGCUCUCAUCCACAACUAUGCGGCAAAUCAGCUUACGGUUACUAAAGUACCUGACAAUCAAACAGAUCCCAGGACUAUUUUUAAUUCAUCAGGGAGCAACAACAGGCUCUUGAUAUCCUCAGAGAACCCUCUUCUCUCGGUUGUGGAAGAACAGACCAACCUUCUUGAUCGCAGCAUCCUUCCACCAUCAGGAGUCCGCAUCACGCAUAUUCCUGUAGGUAAGACAAACGCUAGUGAGAACAAACGCGGGAGUCCCAUGCAGAACUCUUCUUCCGUCUUAACAACGUCGAACUCAUCCACCACCUCACCUACGACUACGACAACGACGACCGUGAAGACAGGACGCGGUGGUGGUGGACGCGGCCGAGGACAUGGCAACAAGAUCGCGGACGAACUCAAGAUUCACAAGUGCACUUAUCCCAACUGCGGCAAGAUGUAUUCCAAGAGCUCUCACCUAAAGGCGCAUCUUCGACGUCAUACAGGAGAAAAACCCUUCAUCUGUACUUGGGAAGGGUGUAAGUGGAGGUUCUCUCGUUCAGACGAACUUGCGCGUCACAAGCGUUCCCAUUCGGGCAUCAAGCCUUAUAAAUGCACUAUUUGUGAGAAGCGUUUUUCACGGUCGGAUCAUCUUUCCAAGCACAUCAAAGUACAUGCAAAUGGAGUUCCAAGAGGGAUGCGUAACAACCAGGCCUUUGUCACUAAUAAGUGAACUUCAUGCAAAACUGUUUUGUUACUCAUAUUAUCCCUUCUACGCAUACAACUCGUGCCUUUUGCAUGAUUUGCGAUGUUUUUCGAUCGCAUUGUUUUUUGCAAAAUCUUGAAAACUAAAACAAAAUGGUAUUUAACGUCGGAAGGAGAUGAAGAAGAAUUUAUCAGGAGAGGAAUUUGUGUGUAAAAUUACAAUCGGUAAGGUACAGAGGUACUGCAACAUUCAUCGACAAAGACAAUCGUUCAAACGACAGGAAGAAGACUAAUCAUUCAUUUUUGUGUUAUUGUGAUGUGUAGUGGCUAUUUGAACAUCACUUACAAACCAACACAUUCUUUUUUUUUUGUAUAUUUAUGUUACAAACCAGCACAUUCUUAAUAUUGAUAUUUGUAUUUUACCGCCGAUAAUCGGCCGGCGUAAGGUUACGUCUUUAAGAGUGGAGCAUAUCCCAUAACAAUACUGUCCUAAUCAGGUUAUCACCAAGCCAUUAUAUAACUAGUGAUCUUAGCAAGUUUACUCUACCUCCCUUCGAUACCGGUACCAGUCGUUUUGUCAAAGACCAACACCAUUUUAACUUAUCAUUCUCGCCAAGGAAUCUCCGAAUUCUGAUAACAAUCGAUCGUAUAUAUCUGAUCAGUGGUAAGAGAGCUUAUCUGUAAAUAGAGGCAAGUUGAUUUAGUUCCACUGAUAUAUGGCAUCCGUUAUCUGCAAUAUGAGACUUGGAAUGGUAAGACAGAGUGUAUUAAAUCACUGCGUUAUCUUUUUAGUACACACGGAAAGCUGCAUGUCAAAUAUUUAGCUGCUUUAAUACCUCGAGGACUUCAUACCCCUCACCUUUAUCAUUCAUAGAGACCAUGAAAGACAGAGUCUCAGAGUUAUCAUUGUACAGAACUCCAUCUUUUUUCUUUUAGCUGAUUUUGCCUUUUACAUGACGAAGCAUUAUUACCUCAAAAUGUCUCAGACAUUUUUAUCGUUUCAUGGAACAUUCGUCAUGGAGUCAGCUGAUAUUUUAUGUAACACGGAAUGUAUUUCAUGAAAAAGACGUUUGUGAAAAUGUGUUCAGUUAAAUCAUACUCUCAAAUAAUUCAUUCGUCUGCUGAUUACCAGAAGGUCGUUAGUUUGUGUCAGUUUACAAAAAGACUUAAAUGCCCUUCUUGUACUUGGCAGACAAGUUUACUGAACGUGAUUAUAAUCGGGUAUUGAACGGUAUGUUUUGAUAUCGUCAUUUGUAUAUAGAGUAAUAAUUCAUUUCUUUUCUACACCUUGCUGUACUAUAUGACAACAUUUUCCAGAACAUGGUGUUUUCAGAGCUUAUCAUGCCUAUCUGCAAAAUUUACCUAUAAUGUUGGCAAUUGCCUCAUCGGCAUCGCCGGCUGAUAUCAUAGCAUUUUCAAGAAGAUUUUGUUUAGUUGAAUUAUUCGUUUUUAUACGAAGUGCCAAAAGCUUACCUUUAUAAAUAUGUAAUUUUAAUCUUCAGAUUUUCAUGUUAAACAAAAUCUGAGAUCAAAACCAAGUACAGUAUUUGCAAACCUCUUAAAUUCACUUGUCACCCUCUUUUUCCGAGGGUGGGGUUAAUGGUUCAAGUUUGGUGCAUAAAAAUACCAAUAUUCCAUAUACUGGUAAAAACUUUUCUUUUUUCAGUAAAGUUAAGUUUUGUUAUCCACUGUCAAAAUAGAAUAUAUUUCUAUUAAACGGCAUUUGCCUUCAGCAAAAGAUGAUCAAAAUGAUACUCUUGAUACCGUAAAACUCGCAACAAAUUAACCUGGUCAGUAGGCAUGAUAAUUUAUGUUCUCUGAAUACGUGUAAGUUGGAAUUUAACCAGGUCUAUUAACGUAAUGCUCACGUUUCAAGCGAAAUAAUUCUCAAAAUGGCGUUAUUGUGCAGUACUUAGUAGUGAUAGGUGCUUAAAGAGAAGUUUGAAUUCUGGGGAGAGGUGAUAAAUACUUUGUGAGCAGUAAGCAUUAUGCAAGUGUGGAAAACA
Molecule: messenger RNA, 4486 nt
Organism: Strongylocentrotus purpuratus (purple sea urchin)
Lineage: Eukaryota; Metazoa; Echinodermata; Echinoidea; Camarodonta; Strongylocentrotidae
Product: early growth response protein 1
Exons: 2
Coding region: 1114-2508 (464 amino acids)
Biological process (GO): regulation of transcription by RNA polymerase II
Molecular function (GO): RNA polymerase II cis-regulatory region sequence-specific DNA binding; DNA-binding transcription factor activity, RNA polymerase II-specific
Source: RefSeq, a predicted model, not a curated record